AUGGGUAUUUAUCUUAUUGUUUCGGGUUCAUUUGCUGAAGAAGUCGUUCCACAAAUCUAUGAAUCUUCAAACCUCGUACAAAUCUUUCUUUUUUGUGGAUCAGUUAGUGCUUAUUCGGAAUGGGGAAUGGAUUAUUGUGAUAAAAUGAUGAUAUUUGAUCAUGGAGACGAUCUCUUAGAACGAUUAUGGAAUGAUUUGGACACCAAAUUACGAGAACAAGCGACACAAUGUUUAAAACGUGCUGAGGAGUAUAAGCAACGAGCUUUACAAUAUAAACGACCAUGUGGUUGA
Messenger RNA from Rotaria sp. Silwood2, 291 nucleotides. The record is from the annotation of a GenBank genome assembly. Lineage: Eukaryota; Metazoa; Rotifera; Eurotatoria; Philodinida; Philodinidae.